GCACUGUAGUCUGUAAUCAAAACAAAGGAUGUCAACAUUUCGAUCGACGUAGAAAAAAGCAAAACACAUCGAGAUCGGAGUAAAAUUUUCACGCAAAAUAAUCCCAUUUUUCUGGAGGAUCAUCUUCAUCUGAAAAUGGAAAACGAUGACCCCGUGGAAGACCGUCCGGGGGAAGCUCCGAAUCAGGCUGCUCCUUUUGAGGCACUUUUGAACAUACUACGAUACAACCCAGCUCCUGGCUCUCCGGCUGCCCAACAGGAAGGAGGGGAUAUUAGUGAUGGGGCCGAAAAUGAUAUCGACGAGGAAACCAUAGCGUGGGACGACAGCCCCGAAAUAGCAGCUCUGGAUGCGAGUUUUGAUGAUGUACGCGCUUGGGGCGAUGAAAGCUCGCCUGAGCAAGACGCAGUCCCUUGGGCCGAGGAAGGGGACGCAUACCCAGAUGUGAUGAACCAGGAAGCAUUAGUUCCCUGGGGCGAAGAAGAUCAUGCCAACCCCGAAGAAGCAGCAAAUCAGGAUGCGGAUUCCGAUGUGAGUAUUGUUGACGGUGGUGUGGAAUCUUCAUCGGAGAACGGAAUGGACGGACGUUCGAGCAAUUCCUCGGAGAAUGGACUGGACGAUUCCGAUGCGGAUCGAUUGUUCGAUGAUUACAUUCAGAAUCGUGAGCAACAGCAGUCAUCGGAUGCGGAGAUUUACAACACAGAACUUCCAACGGAGCAUGCGUAUCUCGGGAAGUUGGAACGAGUCGAAGGUGUUGACUAUUUGGAACCGGGCAAAACUUAUUGUCUUCCGGUCUACAGCCACCAUUCGAUUGUGUUUCCGGGCGAGGUUGUACCGAUGAUUCUCAAUGCUGCAUCUCUGAACUACGAAGACCAAUCCGAUGGCGUAAAGUUCGGACUGUUGUUCAGGACAACAUUCCCGAACAACUACAUCUACGGAGUCACCUGCCAGGUGUUCGAAAGAGGCGAAAGGGAUCUGAACGGUUCGAUCAUACUUAAAACAAUAGCCCAGCAAAGGUUCCACGUCGUAGGUCAAAUGCCCAACAUAAGGGCGGAAGUGAAAAUUCUGCCAGAGAUAAUACUGCCGGAUCCGUUGCUAAGUAGCUGUUCGAAUCCGAUGAAACGCCACGCAUUCAGCAACAACAAAAAGUACUCGCACCGUUUCAAGUCCUUCGUAUCGCACGCAAUGACGUGGCCAAAGUUCGUCUACGACUACUACAGCACCGAGGAUGUUCUCACAAAGGUAGAACGGUAUCUGGCGUUCCUGAAGAUAACCAGCGUACCGAGCGACCCGGUCAAACUGUCCUUCUGGCUGGCCCGGAACAUUUCCAUUGAUGAACGGGAUCGCAAACUGAUCUACCAGGCUGAUGCCGUGAUUAGCCGAAUGUUGAUCAUCAGCAAAUCGCUUGAUCAUAUGUGUUACUUUCUGUGCAAACGGUGCGACAAUGAAAUCGGUAGCUUCAACGACAUAUUUGCCAUGAACAAGCAAGGAGUGCAAACGAGCUACUGCAACCCGUCCGGAUACGUGCACGACACGCUGACCAUUUACAAGACGAAGGAAAACUCGACCUUCACCGUGGAUCGGCCGUCGACGGAGUACAGCUGGUUUCCCGGGUACUCGUGGCAGAUAACGCUCUGUUCCAACUGUCGGCAACACCUGGGCUGGAAGUUCGUGGCCACCAAGAACAACUACCUGCCGAAAAGUUUCUACGGCCUGUCGGGUAACAGUAUCAAGGUAAAAUCGGUCACCGAAGCGAGCACUUCCAGCCGGGACGGCGACGAUGUUGAAACCGACGAGGGCGGCGAUGCCCAAGAGGCGGACCAACUGCAGCAACGGCUACGACGGAUACAGCGGAUGGAAAUAGGAGAAGUGCUAUUCAAUAUCGACGACGACGACGAUGACGACGAAAACUAUCGCAAUAAUGAAGACUUGUAUCAGGUGAUCAAUUUCAGUCCCGAAAUCGCCAAUGCUGCCGUGCAAGCCGACGCACCACUCAUGGUGGAAGGAAUCGCCGACGAGGAAGCGGGAGAGGACGAGGAGGAUGAGGAUCGAUUUCAGGAUGCGAGGGAGUAAGAUGUUCGCAACCGACUCGUGGUCGACCGAUUGGAUUGGGGAUGAGAAACGUGCUUUUUGUUUUUCUAUGCGAGCUUGUGUCGUCUUUUCAACUGAUUGAAAUUUAAAGUUAUUGGUUGUUCUAUGAAGCUGUAUUCGUACCGUGAUGUUUGUUUAAAUAAAUGAUUAGUGAUAAUGCUAAUUAGUAAAUAGUA
Aedes aegypti (yellow fever mosquito) is the source of this 2264-nucleotide messenger RNA. RefSeq names its product protein cereblon homolog. The coding region runs from base 136 to 2070 and encodes 644 amino acids. NCBI's taxonomy places the organism in Eukaryota, Metazoa, Arthropoda, Insecta, Diptera, Culicidae. The record is from RefSeq and is a predicted model, not a curated record. The transcript has 5 exons.